Molecule: messenger RNA, 696 nt
Organism: Gamsiella multidivaricata
Lineage: Eukaryota; Fungi; Mortierellomycota; Mortierellomycetes; Mortierellales; Mortierellaceae
Product: cytochrome c oxidase assembly protein COX16-domain-containing protein
Exons: 2
Coding region: 228-629 (133 amino acids)
Biological process (GO): mitochondrial respiratory chain complex IV assembly
Cellular component (GO): mitochondrial inner membrane
Source: RefSeq, a predicted model, not a curated record
CUCUUUUUUUGCUUUGUGCCGAUUCCGGCAGCCCGGUUCCCCGAGGGAGAGAGAGAGAGAGUUUCUUUUUGCAUUGUUCUUCUGUAACCACUUUCUCCCACCGCAGUUCUAUUCAAUCGGCUCGAUCUUUUUUUUGGCUUUUUACCGAGCACAAAACGAUUCGUGAUCUUUGAAGGACCUCACAUUUGCAUUGAGAUUACUUGCCGAAUCCAGGACACAGGACAACCAUGGUAUUUGCUAACAAGACAUACGGAGUCGCCACGCCGGCGGACAAGUUCGCACAGUCCAUCAAAAAGAGACCCGUUCUGUACUUUGGGCUGCCUUUUGUGCUCACAGUAGUCGCAGGGUCGUUUGCGCUCUCGGAGCUGACCGCCACGAAAUAUAAUGUCCAUGAUAACCGGACCAAAACUAUGACCAAGGAAGAAGGACUCAAGCUGUCCAAGAACAGGAGAAGACUGGAUCUGAAGGAAGAGUAUUGGAGACUACAGGCACAGGAUAUUGACGACAAUUGGGAGAUCAAGCGGGUUGAUAGCGAACCUGUGCCUGGGGUCACCACCUCGCCCACAAUGGCCUCCUCAUCAAAACCAUCACCAGUAGCAGCACCAUCGUCACCACCAUCAUCAAAAUGAGUAUCACAGGCACUCCAUCUUUUCAGAAGACCCAUCGUUCAGAUAAAGAAAAACCAAUUAUCCAUAA